Spirodela intermedia is the source of this 394-nucleotide messenger RNA. Lineage: Eukaryota; Viridiplantae; Streptophyta; Magnoliopsida; Alismatales; Araceae. The record is from the annotation of a GenBank genome assembly.
AUGCAAAAGUAACUAAUUAUUGACUUCUCAUUGGGCCAACACACUAAUGACCAUACCUUAUGUGGUCACAAUUUGAGGAAGAUCAUAUCCUUGAAGAAGAGUUGUAUGUCUUUGUGUUUCAAAAAUGCUUGAGAUCUCAUUCGUGCUUCGGUUGCAUCCAAAUGAUCCUUCAAUUAUUGGAGGAUCUUGCCCCAUUCUUUCAGUUGUUGCUCCACAAUAGCCACUAGGGUCUUUUGGUAGUUGAACUUGAUAAGGUUGGGAGCAUCUUGUCCGUAUACAACUUUGAAUAUUGUGGUGUUGAUAGAAGAAUAAAAUGAUGUAUUGAACUAGUAUUCUACUCAUGCUAACCAUUAUCACCAAGUUAGGGUUGCAUGUUUGUAGCAAAGCAUUAUAA